Molecule: messenger RNA, 2492 nt
Organism: Acanthopagrus latus (yellowfin seabream)
Lineage: Eukaryota; Metazoa; Chordata; Actinopteri; Spariformes; Sparidae
Gene: xrcc6
Product: X-ray repair complementing defective repair in Chinese hamster cells 6
Exons: 13
Coding region: 155-1987 (610 amino acids)
Biological process (GO): double-strand break repair via nonhomologous end joining; cellular response to X-ray; telomere maintenance
Cellular component (GO): nucleus; Ku70:Ku80 complex
Molecular function (GO): double-stranded DNA binding; DNA helicase activity; damaged DNA binding
Source: RefSeq, a predicted model, not a curated record
AGUAUCUUAGAUUUGUAGACAAACGUCCAAUAGACGACGUGCCGCUCAGUACGCUUUUCAGCGUGCUCGUUCACGUAUCUGAACGCGCGAGCCAUUGAAACUAGUCCGGACUUGUGGGCAGAAAGUAGCAGACCACCAACCAGAAGCUGCACAAAUGGCAGAGUGGAACGCAUACUACCGGAAUGAGGAUGAGGAGGAAGAGCAGGAGGAAGGAGAGCAAUCUGGAGGAGAUUACUACAAGACAGGGAGAGACAGUUUGGUCUUCCUGGUUGAUGCUUCCAGGGAAAUGUUUGUCAAAGGAGAAGACGGACAGCCCUCCAACUUUGACAUGACCAUGCAGGUUUUGCGCAGUGUUUACACCAAGAAGAUCAUCAGAAGUCACAGGGACUUGGUGGCUUUAGUUUUCUACGGCACAGAGCAGAGCAAAAAUCCGAGGAACUCAUUCAAGCACGUCUACGUGUACCAUGACCUUGAUGAACCUGGUGCAAAGCGAGUGCAGGAAAUAGACGCUCUCCGGGGAGAAAAAGGUGCCAAGCUAGCAGCAGAGACCAUGGGCAGCGGAGAGACAUCAUUAGGCGACGCCCUGUGGUGCUGUGCCAACCUUUACAGUGACAUCAAGCUACGCCUCUCUCACAAGCGGCUCAUGAUCUUCACCUGCAGGGAUGAACCACAUGGGGGCGACAAUACAAAGGAUCGACAGGCUCGCACCAAGGCCAAUGACCUCAAAGAGACUGGUGUUGUCAUAGACUUACUGCAUCUGAUGAAACCGGGUGGCUUCGAUGUCUCACGCUUUUUUCGUGACAUUGUAAGUCCUCCGGAGGAUGAGAGCGAGUUGGGACUGCAGCUGGAGCCUAGUGACAAGCUGGAGGGACUCCAGAAGCGGGUGUGGGCCAAAGAGCAGACAAAGCGAACCCAGGCCAGGUUAAACCUGUGUCUGGGUGAGGGCUUAAACGUUGCUGUGGGAAUUUAUUCAACAGCUGUUUCGGCUAGGAAACCAUCAGCCUGUAGACUUUACAGGGAAACCAACGAGCCGGUCCAUAGCAAAACUCGAACCUUCCACACCCAGACAGGCAGCCUGCUGCUGCCCAGUGAGAUAAAGAAAGCCCAGACGUUCGGUAAGAGGCAAAUAGUAAUGGAGAGGGACGAGGUGGACGCCAUCAGGAAGUUUGAAGAUCCUGGAUUGUUUCUGAUCGGCUUCAAACCGAUGGAAAAGCUCAAAAUUCACCACCAUAUCCGACCUGCUGUCUUCCUCUAUCCUGAGGAGGGUGAAGUGAAAGGCAGUGCGUGUCUGUUCUCUGCUUUGAUGAAGAAGUGCAGUGAGAGGAAUGUGUUCGCUCUGUGUCGCUGUGUUUCUCGCCGAAAUUACACACCUCGAUUUGUUGCCCUGGUGCCACAGAAAGAAGAGGUGGACGAGGGGAAAGUACAGGUUACACCACCAGGUUUUAACGUCAUCUUCCUGCCAUAUGCCGACGACAUGCGGACUCUGGAUCCUCCCCAGUGCCCAUCUGCCUCACAAGUACAGGUGGACAAGAUGAAGGAGAUCGUCUCCAAGCUGCGCUUUAAAUACAGGAGUGAGGCCUUUGAGAAUCCAGUGAUCCAGCAGCAUUACAGGAAUCUGGAGGCCUUGGCUCUGGAUAUGAUGGUUCCAGAGGAAACAGAGGACCUCAUCAUGCCAAAGGUUGAGCAGAUUAACAGCCGACUGGGUCCUUUGGCUCAGGAGUUUAAAGAUCUGGUCUACCCUGCGGACUACAACCCUGAGGGCAAACCAGCUGCCAAACGCAAAACAGCUGAUGCCGGAGGCGCAGCUGAGAAAAAGCCCAAAGUGGAGGUGCCAGAAGACGAGCUGAGGGCCCACGUGCAGAACGGCACCCUGGGAAAGCUAACUGUGCCCGUGCUGAAGGAGGCCUGUAAACAGUUUGGGGUUCGGACCACUGGGACCAAGAAGCAGGAGCUGAUAGAUGCUUUGAUUGCCCGGCUGGGCCCAUGAGGAGUUAGAGGUUCUCCUCACUGUGCCUUCAUGAGCUUGUUCAGAUCAGUGUGUGUUCAGGCCCAGUCCACAAUCCCAGUUCUGGUACAUUUUGCAAUUCAUUUUAAAGGCAGAUAACGGUUUUAAAAGUCACUGUGUGACCUGUAAUUUGGGACAGACAGGACACUGAUGAGAGUUCAAUAAAGGGUUUCCUGUUGUGUUUGACCAGAUUGAAUAUACCUUUUUUAAAAGGCAGCAUGGUGCAGUGCAGCUCACUGCUAAUGUCUGCAGUUUGUUUGUCAGUUCCACAUUACAUGAAUAAUGUUUGAAUGGAAAAAAGAAGUGAUUUUCAUGUAACCAAGAUCUCUAAAACUGGUUAAUGUGGGUAACAAUAUAUUGAAAAAGUCUUGUGUGCAUUAGAAUACACUGUACUGUAAACAUAGUCAUAAAAAUACUCCUAACUACUUAUGGCACCUGUUGAUAGUCUUGCAUUUACUUUAAUAAAACAAAAUCUUUUACAGCUCUA